AUGUUCCGGAACAACUAUGAUAACGAUGCGGUUACCUUCUCCCCACAGGGUCGGAUAUUUCAAGUAGAAUAUGCGCAAGAAGCCGUCAAACAGGGAUCCGUCGUAGUGGGGCUGGUUAACAAGACACAUGCCGUUCUGGUCGGCCUAAAGCGAAAUGCCGAAGAGCUCUCGUCGUACCAGAAGAAGAUUAUCGAAAUCGACUCCCACAUGGGCAUCGCUAUCGCCGGUCUUGCAUCUGACGCUCGUGUGCUCUCUAACUACAUGAAGCAGCAGUCACUCGGUUCCAGAAUGACUUACGGUCGACCAAUCCCCGUGGACCGCAUCGUUACUCAGAUCGCUGACCGCGCUCAAACAAACACCCAGCAUUACGGUAAACGGCCGUACGGUGUCGGCCUGCUCGUCGCUGGCGUUGACGAAGCUGGGCCCCAUCUAUUCGAGUUCCAACCAUCCGGUAUGAUCCAUGAAAUGUUGGCCUGCGCCAUCGGAGCUCGUUCGCAGAUGGCCCGGACUUAUUUGGAGCGGAACCUGGACAAGAUUACAAACAGUACCCGUGAUGAGCUCAUCACCCAUGGUCUCCGUGCACUCAAGGAGACUUUGUCCCAGGACAAGGAACUGACUGUUGAUAAUACUUCUGUCGGUGUGGUGGGUCUUGCCGGAGAGGAAGGAAAGGGAAAGAUUGAGAGCUUCAAGCUUUAUGAAGGUCAACAACUCGUACCGCUGCUAGAGGCUCUGGAGUCGGGAGAGACGAAAGAAGAGGAGACGAUGGAGGUCGAUCCGUAG
Molecule: messenger RNA, 780 nt
Organism: Aspergillus bombycis
Lineage: Eukaryota; Fungi; Ascomycota; Eurotiomycetes; Eurotiales; Aspergillaceae
Gene: pre5
Product: proteasome core particle subunit alpha 6
Exons: 3
Coding region: 1-780 (259 amino acids)
Biological process (GO): ubiquitin-dependent protein catabolic process
Cellular component (GO): proteasome core complex; proteasome core complex, alpha-subunit complex; nucleus
Source: RefSeq, a predicted model, not a curated record